AGCGGUUCUGGUUAGGGCCCUGGUUUCUGCAGCUCCAGGUGGGCCAGCUCUCUACUCUAGCACCCGCCGUCUACUGGCACCCCCCAAGGGUGCCUGGUGGCCACUGUCAAUUCCCCCAUGUGGACCGCCCUUCCAGACGCAGGGUCCUGUAAAAGCCACUGAACUUGGUAUCCACCGAGGCUCUUCUGGUUGGCCUCAGGUGCACCCCCUUAGUUACCUUUUGUGACGGGAGUGCCCUUGGGAAGUCAGCGUCUAAAGGACCUACCAGUGAGUCCCAGGAGCGUGCUAUGUCUAGACCCAGAGGAGGAAACCAAGAUGGCUGGCAGUCCCCUGGUCAUGCAGCCUGGGCAGCCAGGCCACUGCGCCCUGGUAAUUGAAGCCAGGCAGGCUGGAGAGAGCCCUGCCUGAUCUACUAUCUACUCACCCGCCUAAAAUACAGGGGAGAGAAGCCCGAACCUGGCUCCGCAGCUUCCAUCUGCUUCCCUGAGGCUACAGGGAAAUGGCCCUGGGGAGUAGGCAGAAGCCAGAAGGUGAAGUGCUUUGCCAGACUCAUACCAGAACCAGGAUUCAAAGUUCCGGAGACGAUGCUUUUCCUCAGACUCACGGACUAAACAAAGCCGAGGAUGACUUCUCGGGAUCAGCUGGUGCAGCAAGUGCUGCGGGAUCUGCAGGAGGCAGUGGAGUCCGAGGGCCUGCAAAGUCUCACCAGUGCCGCCGUGGAGGCCAAGCAGGUCCUGUCUUCCUUCACCCUCCCCGUCUGCCAGAAGGGUGGCCCUGGGCCCCAGGUGCUGGAGGUGGACUCGGUGGCCCUGAGUCUGUACCCAGAGGAUGCCCCUCAGAACAUGCUGCCCCUGGUGUGCCAGGGCGAGGGUAGUCUGCUGUUUGAAGCAGCCAGCAUGCUGCUGUGGGGGCACACCGGCCUCAGCUUGGAGCUGCGGGCCCGCACUGUGGUGGAGAUGCUGCUGCACAGGCACUAUUAUCUCCAGGGCAUGAUCGACUCCAAGGUGAUGCUGCAGGCUGUGCGCUACUCCCUGUGCUCCGAGGAGUCCCCCGAGAUGACCAACCUGUCUUCCGCCACGCUGGAGGCCAUCUUUGAUGCAGAUGUCAAGGCUACGUGCUUCCCUACCAGCUUCUCCAACGUGUGGCACUUGUACGCCCUGGCCUCCAUCCUUCAGCGCAAUAUCUACUCCAUCUACCCCAUGCGCAAUGUCAAGAUCCGACCCUAUUUUAACCGCGUUAUCAGGCCUCGCCGCUGCACCCAUGCGACCUCCAUGUUGCACAUCAUGUGGGCUGGCCAGCCCCUCACUAACCACCUCUUCCGCCACCAGUAUUUUGCCCCGGUGGUUGGGUUGGAAGAGGUGGAGGCUGAUGGUACUGCCACCCUGAACCCCACUCCUCCAGUCCUGGGUUCUCUGCGACCACCCGCCGAGACCCUGGAGCUGCUCAACCGGGAACCUGGCCUCAGCUACUCCCACCUCUGUGACCGCUCCGGCAUCACCAAGAGCACCUUCUACCGCUGGCGGCGGCAGACCCUGGAGCACCGGCAGAAGGUGGCCGCCCGCUUCUCGGCCAAGCACUUCCUGCAGGACAGCUUCUACCGUGGGGGCCUUGUGCCCCUGCAACAGUUCCUGCAGAGAUUCCCGGAGAUCUCCCGUUCUACCUACUAUGCCUGGAAGCAUGAGCUGCUGGGCUCUGGUGCCGAUUCAGCCUCGGUCCCGGCUGCUCCAGCCGGGGAGGCACUGGCUGGGCCAGAGCUGGAGAGCCUGCCAGGGAAGAAGGCUGCCGAGGGACCGGGGCGCUCGUCCCUGGUGGCGGCCGUGUCAAGCCCUAGCGUGCUCUUCAUGCAGCGCGCCAAGUCGUACCUGGAACAUUGCAUCUCUCUGAACAAACUGGUACCCUAUCGCUGCUUCAAAUGCAGGUUCCCUGGCAUCUCGAGGUCCACCUACUACAACUGGAGGCGGAAGGCCCUCAGGAGGAGCCCCAGUUUCAAGCUGGCCCCGGCCCUUGCAACCGCCGAGUCUCUACCCCCAACGGAUGUUGGGGACGGGGCCCUGCUCUCUUUGAAGGAUGAGGUGGGAGAAGAGGGGACAGGGAAAGCAGGAGGUGGAGGCCCUCCUGUUUCCCAGGGGCUCGGUUCUACAAGGAUGCCCCUGUCUCGCUGGCAGAGGCGACUACGCAGGGCUGCCCGCAAGCAGGUGCUGAGUGGGCACCUGCCUUUCUGUCGCUUCCGCCUCCGCUACCCUAGCCUGUCACCCUCCACUUUUUGGGUAUGGAAAAGUCUUUCCCGGGGAUGGCCCAGGGUACAGGCCUCCUCUUUGGGCCAAAGGAGGAAGGGGCCAGAUGAAGGGCAGGAGCCAAAUGAAUGGCCGGAGAUGGAAGGGGUUGAGAAUGUAUCAAAUGAAUGGCCGGAGAUGGAAGCGGUUGAGAAGGUAACGUCUGCGGUGGUUCCUCAGGUGGAGACACUGCCAGGGGUUGCUGCUUCAGAAAACACUCCAGAAGAUGCCCAGGGAGGGCCUUCUCGAGAACGGGUCAUCCAGGAGACACCUAUGACCCAGGGCCAACCCCACAGUGGAUUCCUGUCGAGCCAGGCUGUGGCAGCCUCAGCAGGUGGCAGGGAUGGCCAGGUGCUGGUGAUGGACAUGCUCACCACCACAAGGUUCAAGGCCCAAGCCAAGCUGUUCCUACAGAAGCGCUUCCAAUCCAAGACUUUCCCCUCCUACAAGGAGUUCCAAGCGCUCUUCCCCCUCACCGCCCGCUCCACCUACUACAUGUGGAAGCGGGCGCUCUUUGAAGGCCUCACGCUGGUUGAUGGCUGAUGAAGGGGAGACCUGAGUUGUCCCCUGACUUGGCCAGGAUGCCCUUGACCCUCGACUUCCAUAAUUUCCCAGCUUGGGAUGGAAAUAUGGAAGUCAGCCACCUCUUCUAACGAAAGCUACAGGAUUGCCGAUGGACUCUUCUGGUGUUGGCUCGCCAUAUAUUUUUAUUGUGUUUAGUAUUUUUUUUUUUCCAUUAAAGUGGGUUGGCAAGACCCCCUUGCCAGUGGAUGUCAUGAUUGUGCCCAAGCCUUCUGCAGCUUUCCCUGGGCCCACAAAGAGUAUUACAGCAUGGCCAUGUAUCUUCUGUCAGGCAGAAUAUAGCUUUACUUUUUUUAGGGUGAUGUCCUUUUUUCUCAAAGAUGUCUUCUAAAGAAACAAGAAAAUUGAGUGUGAGGCAGGUGUGUGGCUUUGUCUCCUGCCCCCAGGGGAGAAGGUGCCAGACUCUUCAUCAUCAUGGGGAAGGCCCCUAGGCACUGGAGACCCUGGAGAGGAAGGCCUGCUCCCUCUGCUGGGGGAGGGGUCUCUGCCAGUCCUUGCCAGCCUGGCUGGCUGUUGAGUCGCAUCUUUGGCAAGGAGCCACAAGGUUAUAAAGGCUGACGGGAGACUGAGUUUUCAUCGUCCAACAGCAAAGUUGGACAACCAAAGAAAUAAAGUGAUGCCUUGCUCACACCCUGCCCGAUGUCUCUGGGAUUUGUUUGGCUAAGACGUGACUGCCUGUUCCCAGGCUCCCUUUCGGCUGAAGGGGGCUUGGGACACCAUUUCUGUCUUCUGAUAGUACGUGCUUGAGACCAAGGCUUACUGGUAGGACUCUGGUAGGAAUUGGAUCUAAAGCGACAGUUUAGUCUGGCUGGAUAAGACACUUCUUCCUCCACAUAGGAGGUGUGUCGGGCAGGCUGGGCCCAGCCACAGAUGAGGCUUUUGUCUACUGAGCUGAGGAGAGAUUCUCUUAGGUCCUCUCGUAGUUUCCUGUAGCUGCCUGGGUUCCGCCUGUUACUUAACCCCACACCUGACCCUGUUAACUGUGCGGUGCUGGGAGUGGAAUCCAGGGUCUUGCAUACCAGUCAGAUGGUCCAUCACUGAGUCAUCCCCAGACCCGUUUUUACCUAAAUUCCAAGUUCUAUUCAGAAUCUCCCUUUGUUCUGCUGCCCACAACACAGCUGCCUCCUUCCCCUCCCACAUGAUCCCAUCUCCAGAGGGAUUUGGAUGACAUUAGAUCCGUCACUGUCCUGUCUGUGGCCUCCUCUCCUCACGGAAUCCCUUCCUUGAGAAGGGCAGUGUAAAAUGGCCCCUGGCUCACUCUCUCCUCUGCACCAUGCUUGCGAUGGCCCACUGUUCCUGUCACUUUAGCUGUCCCUGAUCCUGAACAUGUGUCCUCUUUUCUGCUCGGGGGGCUUCACAUAUUUCCUUCGGUCUAAAAUGCUCUCCCUCCUCUUCCUCUUCACUCCUUCCUCUCCUCAUUUUCCCUUCAAUCCCUGUCUUUCCCCUUCCUUUUAAAAUGAGUUCGUUUUAAACACUAUGCAACCGUGGCUAUGCAGACCAGGCUGGCUUUGAACGCGACAGAGAUCUGCCUGCCUUUGCCUCCUGAGUGCUGGAUUCAAGUUCUGCAUCACCCAGCUCUUCAUGCCUCGGCAUCGUAUGGGGGGAUUACAGGCAUACACUACCACAGGCCGUUGUAAUGCUUUUCUCGUUAUCUAUGCAGCAGAAGACCUGUGUCCCCGAGUCACUCUAGCCUCACUCUUGAAUUCUCUAGUGGGGCCUCGUUUCUCUUGCGGCUUUCUUGUUUGGUUGCCCGCAUUAGCAUACAGGCUGUAUG
Molecule: messenger RNA, 4629 nt
Organism: Peromyscus maniculatus bairdii (prairie deer mouse)
Lineage: Eukaryota; Metazoa; Chordata; Mammalia; Rodentia; Cricetidae
Gene: Vrtn
Product: vertebrae development associated
Biological process (GO): regulation of transcription by RNA polymerase II
Cellular component (GO): chromatin
Source: RefSeq, a predicted model, not a curated record